Hyla sarda is the source of this 1387-nucleotide messenger RNA. RefSeq names its product coiled-coil domain containing 90B (gene CCDC90B). Gene Ontology annotation, cellular component: mitochondrion. The transcript has 9 exons. The record is from RefSeq and is a predicted model, not a curated record. NCBI's taxonomy places the organism in Eukaryota, Metazoa, Chordata, Amphibia, Anura, Hylidae. The coding region runs from base 16 to 846 and encodes 276 amino acids.
ACUACCAGCCCCAGAAUGCCUGGCGCAGGGCCGGAAGUGACGUAUAGGGAAGCAACCCCACGUGACCAGACUGGAGUCCGGAGUUACGGUGGAGCUGUCAGUGAGGAGAGGAUGAGGGUGUCUGGUUACAGAUGGACGGCCCAGCUGCUCACAGCAGCACAGAGGAGCUGCAGGAGGGGAUUUGCAUCCUCCGCACCCGUCCUCUCUAGUUAUGAUGUCAGACAGGUGGAGAUCACCCCGUCGGAGCAGAGGAAGCUGACGUUCGAUACUCACGCUCUGGUGCGAGACCUGGAGAGUCACGGAUUCAAUAAAGAGCAGUCUGAGGUGGUUGUGUCAGCGCUGGCAUCACUGACCAACGCAAGCCUGGACACUGUAUACAAGGAUAUGGUGACCCGAGCCCAACAGGAAAUUACCCUCCAGCAGAUCAUGGCGCAUCUGGACUCCAUACGGAAAGACAUGGUGAUCCUGGAGAAAAGUGAAUUUGCAAACCUGAGGGCGGAGAAUGAGAGAAUGAAGAUUGAAAUUGGUCACGUCAAGCAGCAUCUGCAGAAUGAAACGAACCAGAUCCGCGCAGACACCAAGCUGGACAUCAACCUGGAGAGAAGCCGCCUCACUGACCUGUUCACAGAACAAGAGAAGAAGCUGAUGGAGGCUGGCACUGAGUUCCAUAAGAAGAAUGUUUCCACCGAUGGCGCCAUCACAGAGAUCAAUAAGAAGAUUGAUAUCGAUAUCGCAUCACUAAAGACCCUGAUGGAGUCACAUAAACUGGACACCAUCCGCUUUUUGGCCGCUUCCGUAUUCGCUUGUCUCGCCAUCGCUCUGGGAUUUUAUAGACUCUGGAAAUAGUGGAUGGAUAUUAUGAGGAUUGCUACUUGCGCUUGAAUGGCAGCCGCUGAUCCCCCCGCUGAUACUACGCACACUCCUCGCAGAUCAUUACCGCUCCAUGGGCAGGACUGCUGGACCCCCUGUGGUUCGGGGCCAUCUCUGCUUCCGAAUAUUAUCCCCCACAUACGGUUUGUCAUUUCUCAUGAAUGUCUCGUACCGGAAAGUGCCUUUUUAUAUGUGUUCUGUAAAUAAAAUGUAUCUCUGGUUUAUAUUAUGUUUUGGAUGCUGCUGCUUCAGUGUCUGCGCGCUGUAUCCGCUCCAUUGGUUGGGAUGGGGUCAGAUCGUUUAGACAGGUAUGUGAUCUGCUGAACAGUUUUUUAUUCUAUGCGCUUAUUUAUUCAUUUCUAUAGCACCAACAUAUUUCGUAGUAAUGUACAAAGGCUGAUUUCAGAACGAUCAUUAUUUAUAAUAUAUAUAUAAAAAAUAGUUUAAAAUAAAAACAGUGUUUCCCAACCAGGGUGCCUCCAGCUGUUGCAAAACUACAACUCCCAGCAUGCCCGGA